This is a messenger RNA of Pelagomonas calceolata, 385 nucleotides long. Lineage: Eukaryota; Pelagophyceae; Pelagomonadales; Pelagomonadaceae. The record is from the annotation of a GenBank genome assembly.
CAGCCUCGGGCCUCCGCCCAGCUCCAACACAUCGGACCAAACACACAUCACUUCAUCAUGUCUGGACGCGGCAAAGGUGGCAAAGGCCUCGGCAAGGGCGGCGCGAAGCGCCACCGCAAGGUCCUCCGGGACAACAUCCAGGGCAUCACCAAGCCCGCCAUCCGCCGCCUCGCGCGCCGCGGCGGCGUCAAGCGCAUCUCGGGCCUCAUCUACGAGGAGACCCGCGGCGUGCUCAAGGUCUUCCUCGAGAACGUCAUCCGCGACUCCGUCACCUACACGGAGCACGCCCGCAGAAAGACGGUCACCGCCAUGGACGUCGUCUACGCGCUCAAGCGCCAGGGCCGCACGCUCUACGGCUUCGGCGGGUAAAUCUACCCCCGAGCCC